AUGCAAGAUGUCUGCUUCCCCACUGGAUCCUUCAGAGCAAAAGAGGUUCUCAUAGUAGCUGCAAAUAUGAUCCUGAAUCUCCUCCUUUGUGCUCAACACAUUGUUGUCAUCAUCCACCAGAUUUGCAAUGGUAUUCUGCCUCCUUCUCUGCAUUGUAACAGCAUGGAAGUACUUAGUGUUAGAAUCACCCUCUUUGAUCCACUAAAUUCUAGCCUUCUGGGCCCAAAACUCUUCCUUAGUUAUCCUAUCCAAAGCUCUCCUCAAUCUCUCCCACUCUCCCCAAUCCCUAUCCUUGUCCAUUAUACUCAUCACUUCCAGUUUCUUUGUCACCUCCAGCUUCUCUUUAUGUCCAUGGUGUAUUUGCAUUUAUCGUUGCAGGCGAAUACACCCGUUACACAGUUUGAGGAUUUUACUCCUUGUUACGGGGGAGUGUUUGAUGUCGAGGAUACAUCGACUUCUCAUGUACCUAAUUUUGGAGAAGGGACAUCGAGAGAAUGGGCCGAAUCAGAUAGAUCGGUUAAUGAGGAGAGUGAAGCCGAGUUCUUCGAAGAAGAACACCCAUUUCCUAGCGGUGGUCGGCACAUAUACCGCGAGAUGGGUGAAUGGGACCCCUCUAGGAUAGAUGCAAACGAGUAUGCUUAUCCACUCUGGAAUGGCGACAUUGAGUCCAUACGUUUGAAUACAGUAUUCCGGAGCAAGGAAGAAGCUCAAACGGGUAUAAUGGCUUGGAACGUCGAUAGGUUGCGGGAGAUUCGGACAAAAGAUUCAAAUAAGAAGACAUUCAAAGUGGUCUGCAACUCGAAUGCUGAUGUGCCUUGUCUGCGGAAGGCUCGGGUGAAUAAGGCCAAACGGCGUGAUGAUUUGUGGGAAGUAACUGAAUGGACUGACCAACACACUUGCAUGCAACAGGUCGACAGAAAUGACCACAGAAACGUGACCGCCCAUAUGAUUGCGAAUCUUAUAAUUAAUAAGAUUCAGAGGAAAGUGGAGUACAACAUUAUGGUCCAGGCUGAUGUGAAGCAGUGUUGGAAAGUCGACGUCAGUUACAAGAAGGCAUGGCACGGCAGGAAAAAAGCAAUCGAGUGUGUGUACGGUAGUUGGGAGUCGAACUUCGCAGAACUCCCUCA
Striga hermonthica is the source of this 1127-nucleotide messenger RNA. The record is from the annotation of a GenBank genome assembly. Lineage: Eukaryota; Viridiplantae; Streptophyta; Magnoliopsida; Lamiales; Orobanchaceae.